Messenger RNA from Nannospalax galili (Upper Galilee mountains blind mole rat), 1161 nucleotides. RefSeq names its product zinc finger protein 347-like. Lineage: Eukaryota; Metazoa; Chordata; Mammalia; Rodentia; Spalacidae. Gene Ontology annotation, molecular function: DNA-binding transcription repressor activity, RNA polymerase II-specific. The transcript has 5 exons. Gene Ontology annotation, biological process: negative regulation of transcription by RNA polymerase II. The coding region runs from base 1 to 1161 and encodes 386 amino acids. The record is from RefSeq and is a predicted model, not a curated record.
AUGGUGACAUUCAGGGAUGUGACUGUGUACUUCUCCCAGGAGGAGCGGAAAUGCCUGUACUCUGCUCAGAAGGUUUCACACAUUGAUGUGAUGUUGAAGAAUUACAGUAACCUUGUAUCAAUGGUGAUGAAGACGAUUUUUUCUUUUGCUUCAGUAAACAUCUCCCAUGACAUCCAUAGUGAAGAGAAACAACAUAAAUGUAAGAAAUAUGGAAAAUGUUCAAACCCUGCUGAACACAAGAAACCUCAUACUGGAGAGAAACCCUAUGAAUUAAAAGAAUGUGACAAUUCUAUUCUUCAUUUCUCAAUACUUAAAAGCCAUUACAAAAACCUUCCUGAAGAGAAACCUGACAAAUGCAAAGAAUGUGGAAAGUCCUUUUAUCAUUUGUACUACCUGAGACGCCAUACAGAAGCCACACUGGAGAGAAGCCUUACAAAUGUCAUAAAUGGGCUAAACCCUUUACUUUUUGCUCAAGUCUCAGAAAACAUCAGAAAACUCACACUGGAGAGAGACCUUAUAAAUAUACCCACGUUGACUGUCUCGCGGGUCGGGACAGAAUGGGACAAAUCCUUUGUCUCAUGCUCAUAUUUUGAGUCACAUCAGAGAAUUCAUACUGGAGUGAAACCCUACAAAUGUAAGGAAUGUGGAAAAUCCUUUCUCUCUUGCUCAUAUCUUAUGCCACAUCAGACAAUUCAUACGAAAAACCCUACAAAUGCAAAGAGUGUGGCAAGUCCUUUAAGUGGUUGUCAAGUAUUAAACAGCAUUACAGAAUCCAUUUGGGAAGGAAAUGUUACAAAUGCGAAGUAUGGCAAGUCCUUUAAGUGCUUGUCAGAUAUUAAAGAGCAUCACAGAAUACAUAUUGGAGAGAACCGUUACCAAUGUAAUGAAUGUGACAAAUCCUUCACCUUUGUGUCAACUUUUAUAAGACAUCAGAAAAUUCAUACUGGAGAGAAACUCUACAAAUACCAAGAAAGCGGCAAGUCCUUUAGGUUGGUUGUAGACAUUAAGGAACCUCAGAGAAUCCAUGUUGGAGAGAAAAGUUACAAAUGCAAGGAAGCUAACAAAUUAUUUGCCAAAAGCUCAGAUCUUAAAUCACAUCAGAGAACUCAUUCUGGAGAAAAACCCUCUAAAUGCCAAGAGUAUGAAAAAUCCUUUAAGUGA